Messenger RNA from Crotalus tigris (Tiger rattlesnake), 5776 nucleotides. RefSeq names its product zinc finger protein 708-like. Gene Ontology annotation, biological process: regulation of transcription by RNA polymerase II. Lineage: Eukaryota; Metazoa; Chordata; Lepidosauria; Squamata; Viperidae. The transcript is spliced from 4 exons. The record is from RefSeq and is a predicted model, not a curated record. Gene Ontology annotation, molecular function: DNA-binding transcription factor activity, RNA polymerase II-specific; RNA polymerase II cis-regulatory region sequence-specific DNA binding. Bases 3433 to 5388 code for a protein of 651 amino acids.
UCCAAGUUUUUGAGAUCUUUUUUUCCCGCAAGGAAAUUAAUUGAACCUUUUUCUUUUUUGCAUACGGCGGCGGUGGCCUAAAGUGAAAAGGUUUUAUAAAACCCAGCUGAAGGUCUAGGAGUGGUGCAAUGGCGGGCGUGCCCACAAAAAGCACCUUCCAUGCCACCUGUGGCACACGUGCUAUAGGUUCACCACCACGGGACUAGGGAGUCCCCACACACACACACUAGCAGCCACAUUGCCCCUCCCCCAAUUUCCACUGCAGGAGGAAUUUCUCCCAAAAAGUUUUCCCUCUUCGGCCCCUCCCCAACUAUAGUGCAGCCCCAGUCCUCCCAUCGAUCCAGAACCUUCACUGCGUUUUUCUGCAGUCCUCUUAAAGUUCCCCCAACACCACUAUUACCGGCAACUCCUUCCACAGCUGGUAUUUGGUGGAGUGCGCUUCUAAGGCCCAGCUCAGACCCUCCUAUAAAUGAAUCAGUUAUGUUGAGACCUAAUAGGCUCCGAGGCUGGAGUAAGGAAAACAGCAACACUAUCCCACAUGAAGGCUCGUCCAGUGAAAGAGGAAAGGAUCAAGAACUUAGGCGAGGGAUCCACUCGUUUCCACUUUGAAAGCUGUCCUUUCCUGCCACUGUCCCCUGGCAUUACAGGAGCAGCAGAACACUCGCCAGAGUUUCUCAGGCUGGAGAACCCUGUCCAAACCCUCAAACCCAUAUGAUCGUCUGCGCACUGCAGAAGAUUUGUGUGGACAAUGAUUCGUUCACUAUAGCCUCCAAGGGAAGUAGAAUUGAGUGAACUGAGUCCUAACCAUGAGGACAUUUAAAGAGGGGAAGAGCUUACCUCCAGAUGCUCCCUUACCUCCAGAAGUUGUGGGUGCUUCCUCACUGAAGGUUUUUAAGAAGAGACUUGACAGUCCUUUGUACGAAAUAGUAAAGAGUCUCCUGCUUCAGCAGGGGGCUGGACUAGAAGACCUCCAAUGUCCCUUCCUGCUGUAUUCUGAUUGAUUGCUUGAAUGGAUGCAUUUUCUCCCCAAAUUAUGGAAACUUCCAGAAGAAUUAAAUGUCCCCAAGGAGAAAUUAAAUUAGGCAUCAUAGGACUCUACAACAAUGUUCUGUGUCAGUAUCAAUUUAAUUGGGGCAAUUUCAUGCAGCCCCCUUCCCUACAGAGAUCAGCAAUAAGAAAAACUAAAAAUUGAUUUUCUCUAUCAUUAAUGGCAUCAUAGAAUGCAGAGAACAGUAUAUUUUGAAUGGAAUUCAUUAUUUUUAGUUAACAUUGCAAAUAUGUAGAGAAAUUCAAGAAUGGGAUGAGAGCAAGGUACUGGUUGAGCAGGGCUUAUGUAUCUUUCAAAAGAAAAAUCACGAAUGCAAUCUGGAUAUUUAUGUAAAAUAAAAUGACAGCAUCCAUAUCAAAGAGGAUGAACCACUAAAUUGGGUAAUACUCAGAAGCUGACAAAAUAUAUCCUGAGAGAAAAUAUUAAAGGAGGUGGGAAGAGAAAAACUUUGUAUGGCAACAUAGUAUGCCCAGGAAACAAGGAAUGUGGAGUGUUUGUCAAAUGGCAAGAACAGAAAAAAAUACAAUAUUCUGUCAAAGGACAGGGACAAUUGAUCAGCAGGAUAAUCAUUAUAUCCCACAAAAUAAGAAAGAAUGAAAAUAAUUUUGAAACUUUAAAAAAGAAUUGUAUUAGUGGGCAAUGUGACUAUAACACUAAUAAAAAGAAGUAAACAAAAUAUGUAGAAGGUGAAACGAUGAAAAAUCAGAUUUUGAGAUUGAAUAUAAAGUAAAGUACUUGGGUAUUAAUCUGAGAAAUAUGAAUAGUAUAUUGUUUCAAAGUAAUUAUGUUACGCUAUGGGUUGAAGUUGAUAAAGAUAUGUUUAAGAGAGAAAAACUACAAUACGUAUAAGAAAAAUAAAAAUUCAUGGCAGAGGAAUAAUCAAAGUACAAAUGCAUGAUUUAUCAGGUGGCUUCCCUCUUCUCAGCCACUCUCAGCCAAAGCCCACUGGAGCCGUCAGAGUUGAGUUAGGAGUGGAAGUAAGCGGUUCUUCUUCCCCAUUUACAAACUACCAGUAAUACUUGACCAGAAAGGGAAAAGCCUCCUAUAACAAAUUUGGGGAUGCGGGUGUUUAAGAACCAAUUUUGCUACUCUUUAUUCUGAGUUGACUUCUUGUCUUUUAGCAGAGGACCUAAACUGAAAACAACGCUCUGAUUUUCAAAGAGCUUUGGAUGGUAAAUAAUAAAUAGUUUUAUAUUAUAAAUUCAACACGUAAAGAAGUAUAAUUCCUGUGUAAAACAUAUGCAAAUAGCUACUCUGAGAAGUCCAUUUAGUUAUGAUAUGAAAUUGAGAAUUUUUUUAGCUUAUUCUCGAUCUUUAGUUAUACAAAUUCUUGAUAAAUUGAUUACGGACCAUCAAAUACGUACUGAUUAAUCAGAUCGGUAAAAUUUUCUCCAAAAUAAUCUUUCACGGUUUCCAGAGGAUGUAUUUAAACAGAGACAUGAAAAACGAAGGGAUCGGCGCCAGCUCCGUUAAACUGAGACCCUCAGUCCCCUACGCUCGCUUCUGCUCUAGCAACCCGGCAAAUGAACCGCCGGGAGAAACGCUUUACGCCUAGAGAGCAAGUCCCGUCUCCAGGAAGGGAGCAUGGAGGGAAGGAAGCUCUCUGCUCCAGCCAUCCCGCCGACCUCCAGGGCGAGGCAGAGGGCGAGGCUUCCCCUCGUUCGCAGCCCCGGAUCCAACCUGCCUUCCCCUCCCCGAUUUCCAUCCUGCCUCAGUCUCUGCACUCACGAAGCUCUCCUUUUGCAAGGAAAGGUGUCAGCUGGAAAAGGAGCUACCAGCCGCCUUCCGACGUUCAGCCCCCCGAUCCGUCCGUCCUGCGCUGGACCCAGAGACCAAGGAGAGCUCCACCUUUCAGCGGAGCCUCCCCGACUUCCAUGCAGGGCGCAGGACCCGAGCAGGAGCAAGCGGGCGAUGAAGAGGGGCGACGCUGAGAUGAUCGGUCCUUCCCUGCCCUUCGCAAGCAUCGCCGUCCCAGUCUCCGCUUCUACCGCCCGCCUUUUAGCGAACCCCACCCCCCUCCGAAGAAGAGCAGCGGAGCACACAUUCUGGAAGCCCGGAAAAGGAAAGUGCCUUUUGAUUUGCUUCUUUUACGUCCCCUCUAGGAAGCACAUAUCUCUCGUUCUAGGUCCUUGUUGAGCAGGCGUCUUCAGACUUGGGCCUUUUGACUGCUGGACUUCAACUCCCAGAAUUCCUCCGCCAACGUGCCUGGAGCACUCAGGUAAUUGGCUGGAAGCAUUUGCCGUUGCCUUCUUCAGGCGGCUAACGCCCGAGUCAGCGGAGUCCGAUUUCUGCCCUCCUGCCAACCGGAGAAGGGUUUCGGAGGGGCCGGGGGACAUUUCGGACCGUCUCGGACCUCUUUUGGCUGCCCUCGAGCAGGAGACCCGAUGGAGGCCCAGGGAUCUCCAGGGAUGGAGGCCGCCCUCAGCCCAGAGAUCCACCGCCGGCGCUUCCGCGGUCUCGACGGCUGCCGCCAGGAGGCCGAGGGGCCUCGGGAGCUUUGCAGCCGCCUGCACCGCCUGUGCCGCCAGUGGCUGCGGCCGGAGAGGAGCAGCAAAGGGGAGAUGCUGGACCUGGUGGUGCUGGAGCAGCUGCGGGCCCUGCUGCCCGCGGAGAUGGCGAGCUGGGUGAGGGAGUGCGGAGCCGAGAGCUGUUCGCAGGCGGUGGCCCUGGCCGAAGGCUUCCUCCUCAGCCAAGCCCAGCGGGAAGAGCCGGGAAAGGGGCAGGAGCAGUUCACAGAGGAGAUCUCAGCAGAGCUCCGGGGCAGAGGAGAUCAAUCCAGCUCUAUUCAGCAACUGUUUUUCAGGAGGACCCAAUUCUGGCCACCUUCCCAGAGCUCUAAUCCCUUUGAGGAGGUGACUGUGGACUUCACAGAUGAGGAGUGGAAGCUGCUAGAUUCUGGCCAGAAGGCCUUGUGCAGAGAAGUCAUGCAGGAGGUUUCUAUCAAUAUGGCUGCUCUGGAUGAGGUGUUUGUGAAUGAGAACGACAAGGAAGCAUGCAUGCCUCUAAAAACUAUGGAGAAUAACUCCUUCGCUGCUACUUCACCAAAGAAACUGUGUGGGAAAUGCAAACCACAUACUUCUGUAAUAUCUUUGGUGGAUUCCACCCUGAGCAGAAAGAGGAAAUGCUGCAUGCAGUGUGGAAAGAGUUUCAGUACGAAAAGUAAUCUUAAUGUCCACCAAAAGAUGCACACCGGGGAGAGAUCAUAUGAAUGCAUAGAAUGUGGAAAGAGCUUUAUCCGGAAAGAAAAUCUUAAACUUCAUGAGAGGAUCCACACUGGGGACAGACCGUAUAAAUGCAUGGAAUGUGGAAAGAGCUUUACCCAGAAAGGAAAUCGUAAUCUUCAUGAGAGGAUGCACACUGGGGACAGACCGUAUAAAUGCAUGGAAUGUGGAAAGAGCUUUACCCAGAAAGGAAAUCUUAAUUUUCAUGAGAUGAUCCACACUGGGGAAAGACCGUAUAAAUGCAUGGAAUGUGGAAAGAGCUUUACCCGGAAAGGAGAUCUUAAUGUUCAUGAAAGGAUCCACACUGGGGAUAGACUGUAUAAAUGCAUGAAAUGUGGAAUGACUUUUACCCAGAAAGGACCUCUUAAUCGUCACAAAAUGAUCCACACUGGGGACAGACUGUAUAAAUGUAUGGUAUGUGGAAAGAUCUUUACCCGGAAAGGAGAUCUUAAUCGUCACAAAAGGAUACACACUGGGGACACGUCGUAUAAAUGCGUGGAAUGUGGAAAGAGCUUUACCCAGAAAGUUGAUUUUAAUUGUCAUGAAAGUAUCCACACUGGGGACACAUCGUUUAAAAGUAUGGAAUGUGGAAAGAGCUUUACUCAGAAAGUUGAUCUUAAUUGUCACGAAAGUAUCCGUACUGGGCACAGACCGUAUAAAUGCAUGGAAUGUGGAAAGAGCUUUAUCAGGAAAGGACAUCUUAAUGAUCAUGAGAGGAUCCACACUGGGGAUAGACCAUAUAAAUGCAUGGAAUGUGGAAAGAGCUUUAACCAGAAAGCACUUCUUAAUCGUCACAAAAGGAUCCACACUGGGGAUAGACAAUAUAAAUGCAUGGAAUGUGGAAAGAGCUUUAACCAGAAAGCACUUCUUAAUCGUCACAAAAGGAUCCACACUGGGGAUAGACAAUAUAAAUGCAUGGAAUGUGGAAAGACCUUUACCCGAAAAGGACAACUUAAUAAUCACGAAAGGAUCCACACUGGGGACAGACCGUAUAAAUGCAUGGAAUGUGGUAUGACAUUUAACCAGAAAGGAAAUCUUAAUCGUCACAAAAGGAUCCACACUGGGGACAGAUCGUAUAAAUCAGUGGUUCUCAACCUUUCUAAUGCCGUGACCCCAUAAUACAGUUCUCCAUGUUGUGGUGACCCCAGGGACGUGGCCAAGUGGGCGUGGCCACCAUGUUGUGGUGACCCCCGACCAUAAAAUUAUUUUAGUUUGUAUUUCAUAAAUGUAAUUUUGGUACUGUUCUGAAUCACAAUGUAAAUAAUUAUUUGGAUGUGAUUUGAAGUUUGUGUAAUGAAUUGAAAUGAAGUAAGGUUUAACAUUGUUUCUUUUUUUUAACUAAGUUAGUUAUUAUUGGAAGAAGUUAUAAAUGAGACUGGUGAUUAAAAGAGGGAUGAGAGAUUAAGAAUUUGAACAUAUCUGGAAGAGAUAAUUGAAGUGAUAAUCUGUUGAAGUAAAACAAUAUUUGAUUAUGGAAAUUGUAAAUUGAUAAAGUCUUAAAACAGGU